This is a messenger RNA of Saitoella complicata NRRL Y-17804, 957 nucleotides long. RefSeq names its product Gar1-domain-containing protein. The coding region runs from base 99 to 767 and encodes 222 amino acids. The transcript is spliced from 4 exons. The record is from RefSeq and is a predicted model, not a curated record. Gene Ontology annotation, molecular function: box H/ACA snoRNA binding. Lineage: Eukaryota; Fungi; Ascomycota; Saitoellomycetes; Saitoellales; Saitoellaceae. Gene Ontology annotation, biological process: snoRNA guided rRNA pseudouridine synthesis; ribosome biogenesis. Gene Ontology annotation, cellular component: box H/ACA snoRNP complex.
CCGACGUACAGCCGUACAGACGAGUUUAUCGCUGACUGUAUCGACCUUCCUGAUCUCGGGAUCUUUUUCGUCUUUUCGCCUUCCUACAUAUAUCGACAAUGAGCAGUCGCGGCGGUUUCCGUGGUGGGUCUAGGGGCGGUUUCGGUGGAGGUUUCGGUGGAGGACGUGGUGGAGGUCGCGGUGGAUUCAACAGCUCUUCUAUGGGUCCUCCGGAUGAGGUUCAGCCGUUGGGUGAGUUCAUGCACGCCUGCGAGGGCGAGAUGAUCUGCGAGUCAACCAACACCAAGAUCCCCUACUUCAACGCCCCCAUCUACACCGAAUCCAAGUCUCUCCUCGGCAAGGUCGACGAGAUCCUCGGUCCCAUGAACCAGGUCUACUUCACCGUCAAGCCCACGGAUGGUAUCGUCGCAACGAGUUUCAAGGCCGGUGACAAGGUUUAUAUCGGUUCCGACAAGUUGUUGCCUCUGUCAAGAUUCUUGCCUCAGCCUAAGCCUACGGGUGGUGUGAAGAAGUCUGGCGGUCGUGGUGGUGCACGAGGUGGACGUGGUGGUGCCCGUGGAGGAGCUCGCGGUGGAUUCGGCGGUGGCCGUGGUGGAGGAUCCCGUGGCGGAUUCGGUGGCUCCUCCCGCGGUGGAGGUUUCUCUGGAGGUCGCGGAGGAUCUCGUGGUGGAUUCGGUGGCUCCUCCCGCGGUGGAGGUGGAGGCUUCGGUGGAGGUUCCCGUGGCGGUUUCGGUGGAGGUCGCGGUGGAGGUCGUGGACGUUUCUAAGCGGUGGAUGGAAUGGAAUAGAUACGGAGAGGCGCUGGGAUUGACUUGCUGGCCGCAGCAACCAGGCAGUUACGGGAUCUACGACGAUGGCACAUGAGGAACAAGGCCGCUUGUGAUGUACAGCUGCUGCACUAUAUCUGGGUUUAUUCGCUUUCUUGCAUAUGUUUUUUUGGGGGUUCUACACAUGGUU